AUGAGUGCCCAAGCCUGGUAUCCAUCUGAAGACGUCCCAGCUCCAAAGAAGACUAGAAAGGCCGUUAGACCACAAAAGUUACGUGCCUCUUUAGUUCCAGGUACCGUCUUGAUCUUAUUGGCUGGUCGUUUCAGAGGUAAAAGAGUUGUUUACUUAAAGCACUUAGAAGACAACACCUUAUUAGUCUCUGGUCCAUUCAAGGUUAACGGUGUUCCAUUAAGAAGAGUCAAUGCUCGUUACGUCAUUGCCACUUCCACUAAGAUUAACGUCGAAUCUGUCAAUGUCGAAAAAUUCAACGUUGAAUACUUCGCUAGAGAUUCUAAGUUAUCUAAGAAGGAAAAGAAGGAAGCUAACUUAUUCCCAGAACAACAACAAAAGGAAAUCAAGACCGAAAGGAUUGAAGACCAAAAGGUUGUUGACAAGGCUUUAUUAGCUGAAAUCAAGAAGACUCCAUUAUUAAAGCAAUACUUAGCUGCUUCUUUCUCCUUAAAGAGCGGUGACAAGCCACACUUAUUGAAAUUUUAA
Molecule: messenger RNA, 525 nt
Organism: Arxiozyma heterogenica
Lineage: Eukaryota; Fungi; Ascomycota; Saccharomycetes; Saccharomycetales; Saccharomycetaceae
Gene: RPL6A
Product: 60S ribosomal protein eL6 RPL6A
Exons: 2
Coding region: 1-525 (174 amino acids)
Biological process (GO): ribosomal large subunit assembly; cytoplasmic translation
Cellular component (GO): cytosolic large ribosomal subunit; ribosome
Molecular function (GO): structural constituent of ribosome; RNA binding
Source: RefSeq, a predicted model, not a curated record